This is a messenger RNA of Marchantia polymorpha subsp. ruderalis, 1897 nucleotides long. The record is from the annotation of a GenBank genome assembly. Lineage: Eukaryota; Viridiplantae; Streptophyta; Marchantiopsida; Marchantiales; Marchantiaceae.
GAAGGUGCAGUGGACGGGACGGGAGAAGCGCGAAGGGACCGGGACGCACACACUUGCGCACAUGUUCGAUUACCUUGUGUGAGUUCCACACUGAAGUGGAAUUUGAAGUCUUCCAACUGACCGACCGACCAAUCAGCCGAUGGGCCGCUGCUGGAUGCCCCACACAUGACGCAUCCUAGCCCAUCCCAUGGACAAGAAAAGUGUUGGGCUGCCGGGAUCAAGGCGUGGCCGGUGACGGGGAUAACAUUGCCAUGGGUUGGAUUGUGGGCUGGGGUAUUCUUAGGCAUGACAUGGUGAGACGAGAUUGCAGGUGGUUAAGGGAGGCAGCAAUCAAGGAAGGGACGGAGGCAGGCCAAGGAUUGUCCAUCGGACAAGGUCUUUGGAAAUCGCUGCUUGACCGUGUCGUGAGAAUAUUUCACAAGCAGCACAGUGGUGCAUCGAAGCCUUGUGUAGUAAAGACGAGAACAAAACUGAAGCAAGGAUGACAUUUGGUUGCGAUUUGCCCCAACUGUGCGCCACGCGAGGCCAAGCACUGCGAUGGAGGAUUAGGGAGUCGAGUCACGCUAGACGCCGACUUUGGGCACAGAAAUUCUGGAGCUGGGCAAAUCUGUGGGGCCCAGCUGAUGCGAGAACGAGAUCAGCAGUACGAGACCUCGCAUCCCUAAGCGACAUCAUAUGUCACGCAUGCGUGUGCAUUCUACCGUAUACCGUAUCAGCCUCAUCUUUUCCCGCUUAUGUUCGUUAUGGGUGGGGCCAGGCCAGGCCAGGCCAGCAUGGGAUGAAUCUGGAGAAAGGAUUAUGAGAAUGUGUUAAGAGCGGUUUAGUUGAUUCCGGACGAAAUGUCUGAAAGUUAGGCGCUUGAUGGGGUGGGCCGGAUCAUGAAGGAACCGGAGUAAGAGUGAAGGUUUCAUCGAGAGGGCAAGAUAGCUGAGAGGGAUGAAGUUGGGCUUGCGAGGAGCGACUCUUUUCCAGCACGUGAUUACAUGAACAGCCUGAUAUUUUCUGCAAGCGACUCGUCUGGGAAUUGAUGAGAUGAGAUCAACAAAAAAUCCGCUGCACGCGUGAUUAAGCUUAAGGCCGGACGGAAUUUUGCUGAAAUAUGCCCAUAGAACCCACGAGUCCAGUUCAAUGGAGUUGAACUUGACUCGAUAUCACAGCACAAGAGGAGUUUUGACUUGCAUCCCACGUGAUCAAGACCGACUGCCAGACUCGUGACAGUACAAAAGAAAAUCACCGCCAAUGUGUUAUGUCGCUUUCGACAUAUGCAAACUCGACAUGAAUUCUCGAGACUACGCUUGGCUUUGUUUAUGAACACUCGACUCCGUAGGUCCACAUUCUGGCCCAAGCUGACAGCUCACUGGACAGUGCUCGAGAAUCGCAUGUGUAGGCUCGUCUAUCCAACAGCAGAGGAAAAGAAACACGACCAGGAGAUUUGUUUAAGCUUUUAGCAUCAUGCUUGAAGAUUCGCAGGAUCUCGUCCACAGCAAUAAUUCUUGUAAUAGUAGGAUACAUGGUUGUCAGCACACGUGAAACGAUACCGAUAAGUAAAAGCCAGGUCUGUUUAUUUCUCUCCUCAUAAUGCAGUUGAACUUUCUCUCCGCUCGGUGACAUUUCGUUAUCACUUCAUCUUUGGCCGGAGGCCAAAUUGUUAGCGUUAUAAAUCAUCACGCACUUCUUUUGCACUUUUACUGCCGAAGUAUAAAUUAUCACUUGAACAUUGACGAAUCUCGCCCAACAACGUUACAGAGCAUCUUAGCAGUGGACACCCUGACCAUUUUCGGCCCAUCCGGGACCGUUGCAUGUCUUGACACUGGUGUAGAGGAGACCUCCUUCAGGCCAUUCAAUUUUUCUUAUUGAUAUGCACCAAUCACCUAACAAUCUCCGUCCUCUGAAGCUC